Danio aesculapii is the source of this 1038-nucleotide messenger RNA. Its product is annotated as apolipoprotein L4-like. Gene Ontology annotation, biological process: protein phosphorylation; lipoprotein metabolic process; lipid transport. Gene Ontology annotation, molecular function: lipid binding; ATP binding; protein kinase activity. The record is from RefSeq and is a predicted model, not a curated record. Bases 1 to 1038 code for a protein of 345 amino acids. Gene Ontology annotation, cellular component: extracellular region; membrane. The transcript is spliced from 2 exons. NCBI's taxonomy places the organism in Eukaryota, Metazoa, Chordata, Actinopteri, Cypriniformes, Danionidae.
AUGAAGGAAGAUAUCAAGAAGCGUUGCUUAAACCAUGCCCUCAGUAUGACAGGAACUGUUCCCCACAUCUCAGAAAGUUACUCAAAGGAAUUAAGGGAACUGAUCAGCCAAAUGCUCAGCUGUGACCCUAAAGAAAGACCUUCUUCUGAGGAGAUCCUCAGAAGACCAUUCCUGAGAGAGGCAGUAAGGAGAUUUAAGAGAAUUCCAGAAGGGUUGGAACAAAGCUUAAAGAAGUCCAUCAAUACUUUUGUUGAGGCCUAUAAUGAGCACUAUAAAGAUUUUGAGGUUUUAGUUAAAGAGUGGGGGGAAACAACAGAUUCAUUAGAAGACAUGCAUUAUAAAGCCACAGCAGGCAGUCUGUCAGGAGCAGUGAUUGGGACAGCAGGGGGAGUCACUGCACUGGCUGGUGUAGCUUUGGCACCUGUCACAUUUGGAGCAUCUCUGUUGGUAUCAGCUGUGGGUGCUGGAAUUGGAGUUGCAGGCGGUAUAACAGGUGCUGCCUCCAACAUUACAGACUCAGUAAAGCAAAAAUCAUAUCGCGAGAAUCUUGAACAAAUUGAGAAGAAGUAUAAAAGUUCAAGUGAACCAAUCCUCAAUACUCUGAAUAAACUGAGAGAGGUGCUGGGGAAAGUAUAUAAAUUCUCUAUUUUUGAAAGGAACUUACAUGCUAACAACACACAACCAGCAUGGGAGAUAGGUAAAGGUGCAGCAGAUUGUGCCACUGGAGCAGUGAGUCUGGCUAUGCUGGCAAAUGUGGGCAGGAUUGCUCUUCAGGCUUCUAAAAUAGGACGAGUAGUAGCAGCAGCUUCAGGUGUGUUGAGUGGAAUAUUAGUUGUUGUUGACGUCGUCUUCAUAGUGAAAGAUUCCAAAAAGAUUCAUGAGAUGAGAAAGCACUGGAGAAAUGAUGAUCCAGAUAAGGUCAAAUCCAGUGUGCUCAAGUCAAUCGCACAGAUGAGGAAAACACACAAAGAGCUCUGCAAAGUCUUGGAGGACAUCAGAGGAAUUAGACAUGAACUAAAAAAAUACACCGGUCAGUAG